This is a messenger RNA of Suillus paluster, 681 nucleotides long. RefSeq lists its product as uncharacterized. The transcript is spliced from 3 exons. The record is from RefSeq and is a predicted model, not a curated record. Lineage: Eukaryota; Fungi; Basidiomycota; Agaricomycetes; Boletales; Suillaceae. The coding region runs from base 230 to 463 and encodes 77 amino acids.
GGAUGCUUGCAUUGAACGUUGUUUUCAAGAACACCUUGCUCUCUUCUCAUGCUUAAUGACACUAUGUAGCCUGGACUGCUCUCCGUAUCCCUUACUUUCGGGUGAAUGGCAUGAACAAAUUCUGGUGCGGAGUCGCAGCAACAAGGAAAAUGCGGAUUGCCGCUACGAACAGUGAACACUUGUUACUCAUGACGUGAUGUGAUCCCGUUAUCUGGUCGACGUUGGGUACAUGUGCUGUACUACUUACACACGUUACCCGGCUCUUCUGCUUUCCUUGAUGCGGUGUCACCUACUGUGGGCUCGCCUGUCUCCCACAUUCACGUCUAGAAGCUGGCUUUGCACGGGAAGUUUUUGUCAAUUGUGGGUCUGCCGCUAUAUGUGGCGUCCCAACUCCAUAUCGACUAGUGAGGCGCAAGGAUACCGUGAUCUAGGAAACAACACAAUGCGUUCAACCGCUCCGUGAUAUAAAGGUCCCCACUGGUUAUAUUCUGGACGAGUGCGAUGUGUAGCACUGGUUACUGGGUGUGCUACGGUUAUGCACAGACUGGUAGUUGUCGAUUCGCCUCCCAUUGCAAGUUUGCGCAUGUCGAAGGGGACGAUUUCACCAUUGAUAGCAACACCGGGCAUGAGCGCUCCUAGACAUAUACACAGACACCUCUAGACGAUUUUUUUCGCAAGAUG